AUGGUGCAGGGCACGCUUUCUUCGCUGCCGGUGGGAACCGGGGCGACGGACGUGUCCAAAAUGGGUCCAGUGGGAACGGCGGGGGUCAGGACGGUAAUGGAGGCGGUCGGAGUAGCAACAAUAGGGCGGACGGAGACAGGCGCUGCGACUAUCAUCCGUACUCGUCGCACACCAACAGCGAGUGCUACACCCAGCGUCGGCAACGGAAGAAGCAGGAGACCAAGCAGCAGCAGCCUCAGCAACAGCAGCAGCCUCAGCAACGGACAUCGCCUGUGGCUCGCGUCGGCGCUGUGGGUAUCCGCCUGCUUCAACCGCUCCGCGACGAAGGCCAACCUGGGCUGGUUAUCGCCGUUUGAGGCGUUAUUCGGCCGGAAGCCGCCCCUCACCGUCGUCCCUUUUAUUCAGGAGGGGAUGAUGCGCGUGAAGCGGGCCACCAAGGCGGACGUCCAAUCCGCGCGGUGCUUCUACCUGCACGGCGCCAACAACCACUCGACGUCUACCGCGGUCGUUCUUCGCGCUGACACCGGUCGCCUCGCCCUCACCAACAACGUCGUGUGGGUCAACCACCGGGCAGGAGCAUCGGCGCCGGUGCCGGGCAUCGGGGGGGGUUCUUUGGUCACCGCGGCGCCCUCGCCGGCCGCCGCCGUACCUGCGGCCGAUGCCGCACCGCCGCCGCCCCCGCCAUCAAGGACGUACAACUACAUCCCGCCUGCACCAGCGACCACCGCACCGCCGCAGCCCGCUUCCUCGCCGAUCUUCACAGGAUCCUCAGCCCCGGCGCCGAUCUCCGUCGCCCCAUCAUCAGCCCACCGUCGACUGCAACAACGCCGCCCCGAACUGGGACGAGAUGACACGAGGGUUCACGGCCGCAAGCGCGGCGAUGCAGUGCGGUUCAUGGAAGAACAACAACCGCCGUCCGGUGGCGGCACCGCUCUCCACCACCGUCUUGGUCUGUUAGCGAUGAUGGACAAGGACUCCCUCAUCUCGUCGCUCGCCACGUGGGAGGCCGUGAAUCAAAGACGCCGCGACCUGCCGCCCCCGCCGCAGCCGGAUCCGAGUCUUGGAGGCCGUGGAAGCGAGGGGGCUGUGGGCGCUGGGGGGCCCGUGGAUUCUGGGGGGGGAUGGAGACCGCAGAUGUUCGCAACGAUGUUCGCCACCCGCGAGGAUGUGGACGCCGCUCUUCGCGCCGAGCGCCCGCCCGACAAGAUGCCAGACCUUCCUCACUGCCUCGCCAGCGACCUCCGCGCGCCGAAAACGUUCAAGGAGGCCAUGCGGUCUCAGCAUUCAGAGUUGUGGAAUGAUGCAGUCGAUCGAGAGUUUUUCGGUUUGUUGGAUGCAGGAACUUUUAGUCCGGUGUAGCAACCAGUAGAGAACGCAAUCAAUGCUAAGUGGGUUUUUAGCUGUAAGGCAGACGAGUACGGAUGGCCGACGAAAUUCAAGGCAAGACUUGUAGCGCGGGGGGACAUGCAGAGGGCUUCGAUUGAUGUUGGAGAAUUGUUUGCACCCACCGUAUCAUUGUCCAGUGUGCGCUUGUUGGCAGCAUUAAUUAGCAUUCGAACAGAAUCUUGACUUGUGCCAUUUCGAUAUUCAGCAGGCUUUUUGAGCUUGAUGAGGAUGUUUUCAUGCGCUUACCGCAGGGGUGUGGUAGGUCAUCUGGCCUGAUCGUGAAGCUGUGCAAGAGUCUGUAUGGCUUGAAGCAGGCAUCAAGACAUUGGCAUGCGCACCUGACGAGUUGUUUGUUACUUUUUGGUUUUUUGCAGUGUCUGGCG
Ectocarpus sp. CCAP 1310/34 is the source of this 1769-nucleotide messenger RNA. The record is from the annotation of a GenBank genome assembly. NCBI's taxonomy places the organism in Eukaryota, Phaeophyceae, Ectocarpales, Ectocarpaceae.